GGAGCUCUGGAGAGGAGUCAGUUGCACCUUUCUUCCAGCGCCCCCAGUGUUACACUGUGAUCCCAGUUGGCAUCCCUGGACAUGCUUUUCAUUAUCGUGGACAGUUGAAUCUGCUACCUUCUUUCUAUCACUUGGAUCAGGACGUUCGAUUUUACGCUGUUUGGAAAAUCCCUGGUGAGCCCAACGGCACCUUUGCUGGCUUGCACUGGGGCACUUCCUCAACUGCAUACGGGGCUCUCCUCACACUGAACGACGGUCAGUUUGUUGGAAUCCGCUUUCGUAGAGCUGAGACACUCCCCCAAGCCAGAGAAUUGUUCAGGAGGGAGGCAGAGCGACACCACAUCGAUCCCAGAUUGAGCUCUCGCGUGUUUGGUUGGGAAGAAAUUCAUGGAGAAGAAAGGAGCAGUCGGCUAUAUUUGGCUGAGCAGCUGGGACCCCCCUCAGAUGUGACAACCACUCUGAAGCUGGAGACGGAUCGCAAAGCACUGAUUCGGGCCGGUCAGGAUCUGCUCAGCGCGGACGAGGACCUUGCCUAUGCUACAGCUUCAGAGCCUCCUGCGCCGGCCAAAAGAAAACCUCUCAAGAAGACCGUCGAAUCACCCGACUCGGAGCUAUCCGACAGCCUUCAAGGAGACGGGGUGGACGAUCUGGUCGCCAAGAUGCGGCAGAAUUGGCUAGGCAGUGGUACAGAUGGAGGAGAAGCCAAAGACCAGGAAAGCAAGCGAGACAAAAAGAAGUCCAAGCGAUUUGCACUCAUCGAGAAGACCCGAAAAAAGAGGGACGAGGACGAGGACCAGCUCAAGCAACUAGACAUCGUUCGCAUGCUAGCUGGCACCAAAGAGCCCUUGACGGGUCUCUUGGCAGUACAGCUCGCUCAGAGCCUAGCCAAGAAAGAAAAGAAAAAGAAGAGCAGAAGGCACCAGUCAAGCAGCUCCUCCAACAGCAGGAGCAUCUCGAGCGGCAGCGACUCCUCCAACUCAACAGGUUCCACCCACUCUCGGGGCCGUGGGCACGCCAAGGCGGUGUCAAACCUUCAAGCCACAAAGCGACGAAUGUUCCGCAAGCCCCUGAAGUAUGUCAGACGAUAUGUCAAAGGCAUCGAGCAGGAGCUAGGAGCCCAAGACAAGCCUUUCAGGGUGGUCGACUACACCCGGCGGAUCCCCUUCGGCAAGCAGAGAAAUUUGCAACGUUGCCAUUACCUCUUUGGCAUAGUGCUGGAAAUGCUACUGACGGAAGAUUAUCACCGCGCAGCCCUCCAAACGACGCUUUGUCUCCAAGCUUUGCACCAAGCAGCUCUGGACUCCGACUGGACCGUUGCCUGGCUGUUGACUCACACACCAGACCCUUACGAAAAGAAGCAGUUUGGUGGAGAUCCGAAGAGCCUGCAAGACGUCACUGCAUACAUCCGGAGCGCGCAAGAUCUCUCAAAGAGCGCCGAGGCACUGAAGCGGCGCGCACCUGGGAGGCAAGGCGACGAGCCGGAAGAGGAGAAGCCCAAAGCCAAAGGAAAGGGCAAGGGCAACAAGCACAAAGAUGCCAAGGAGUCGGUCGAGAAGACCGAGAGUUGA
This is a messenger RNA of Durusdinium trenchii, 1568 nucleotides long. The record is from the annotation of a GenBank genome assembly. Lineage: Eukaryota; Dinophyceae; Suessiales; Symbiodiniaceae.